Messenger RNA from Salvia hispanica, 761 nucleotides. Lineage: Eukaryota; Viridiplantae; Streptophyta; Magnoliopsida; Lamiales; Lamiaceae. The record is from RefSeq and is a predicted model, not a curated record.
UAACUGCCGCAAUCGCAAAUCAUCUAGCACACAAAUUAAAUCACAAAUCCAUCAUUAGUUAAUUAAUUAUAACACACAAGAAUGCAAGAGACGCGUCCAGAUGAGGAGGAGGAGGUGAUCAUCCUCGCCGCGACCCAGCCCAAGCGACGCGCCGGAAGGAAGAAAUUCAAGGAGACGCGGCACCCGGUGUACCGCGGCGUCCGCCUCAGGAACUCCAACAAGUGGGUGUGCGAGCUUCGGGAGCCUCGCCACCAGAAGCGCGUCUGGCUCGGCACCUACCCCACGCCGGAGAUGGCAGCCAGAGCCCACGACCUCGCCGCAUUGGCCCUCCGGGGCUCCGCCGCCUGCCUCAACUUCGCCGACUCCGUCUGGCGCCUUCACGUCCCCCUCUCCAAGGACGCCAAGGACCUCCGGAAGGCUGCCGCCGCCGCCGCUGAGGCGUUCCGGCCGCAGGAAGCUUUUGCGGAGAAGGACGAGACGGAGUUCUCGGGGAUAUGCGAGCUGUCGGACGUAGCGGGACUGGCGGAAGCCGUUCUGAUGUCGCCGCCGCCGUUGUUGGGGUGGCGAUUCAGCUGGGAUGAGGUGGAGAUAGAUGCUCAGGUGGACUUGGAGUUGUGGAGUUAUUAAAUAAUUACGAGUAUAUGAGUUUUAGUUUUGAGUUAAUAAUCCAUUUGUUUAUAUUUAGUGUGGUAACUAAUUAUAAAUGUCCAUUUCUGUAUUUUUCUUUUAUAAAUGAAAACAAAUGUAAAGAUCUCUUGUUA